Orcinus orca (killer whale) is the source of this 3540-nucleotide messenger RNA. RefSeq names its product zinc finger X-linked protein ZXDB-like. NCBI's taxonomy places the organism in Eukaryota, Metazoa, Chordata, Mammalia, Artiodactyla, Delphinidae. Bases 23 to 2542 code for a protein of 839 amino acids. Gene Ontology annotation, molecular function: transcription coregulator activity. Gene Ontology annotation, cellular component: nucleus. The record is from RefSeq and is a predicted model, not a curated record. The transcript is spliced from 2 exons. Gene Ontology annotation, biological process: regulation of transcription by RNA polymerase II.
AUUCUGGUUCCAGCGGAGCCUCAUGGACGCGGAGAUGGAAAUCCCGAGGCUGCUCCCGGCUCGCGGGUCGCGACAGGGCGGCGGCGCUGGCAGCCCCGGGGGCGGCGGCCGGAUCCACGGAGGUCCUGACCCGCGGGCCGGCCAGGCCCCCGCGCGCCGCCUCCUGCUGCUCCGGGGCCCCCAAGAUGGCGGGCCCGGGCGGCAGCGUGAGGUGGCCCGCGCGGCCUCCCCGGGCCCGGGCCCUAGCCCGUUGGUGCCGAGGCCCGAUCACGCUGGCGGCGGCGGCGGCGGCGGCGGCGGCGGCGGCGGCGGCGGCGGCGGCGGCGGCGGCGACGACGAUGGCGAUGACUUCUUCUUCGUGCUGCUGGACCCGGUGGGUGGAGACGUAGAUUCCACGGGCGCCAGCCAGGCCGCAGGGCCCCUAUGGAGGGAGGAGGCCGGGCUGGGCCCACGGUUCCAUGGGCACGAAAGCGGCGCGAACCCCGAGGGCCGCCCUGCGCUGGGCCCCAGCUCCCUGUCCGCUAUCCGCGCCCCAGUCCCGGCCCUGGCCCCGAUUCCCGCCCCAGUCCUGGGCCCCGCCGCGGCCUUCGCGGGCACCGUCACCAUUCACAAACAAAACCUGUUGUUGCGCUUCGAGAACGGCUUCCUCACCCUGGCCACGCCCCCGCCGCCAGCCUGGGCGCCUGGGGUCGCCCCUGCCCCGCAGCCCGGGGGUCUGAUCGCCCCGCAAGCGGGGAUCCCGCACGCCGCGCAGCCUGGGGACUGUCCCGAGCUGCUGCCCGACCUCCUGCUGGCCGAGCGGGCCGAACCCGCGCCCGCCCCAGCGCCCGAGGAGGAGGCGGAGGGCCCGGUUGCUGCUGAGAGUCCCCGCGGGCCGCUAGGCCCGGGCCAGGGCGUGGUGCUGUACCUGUGUCCUGAGGCGCAGUGCGGACAAACCUUUGCCAAGAAGCACCAACUGAAGGUGCACCUGCUGACGCACAGCAGCAGCCAGGGCCAGCGGCCCUUCAAGUGCCCCCUGGGCGGUUGCGGCUGGACCUUCACCACCUCGUACAAGCUCAAGAGGCACCUGCAGUCACACGACAAACUGAGGCCCUUUGGCUGCCCGGCAGAGGGCUGUGGCAAGAGCUUCACCACGGUGUAUAACCUCAAAGCACACAUGAAGGGCCAUGAGCAGGAGAACUCAUUCAAAUGCGAGGUGUGUGAGGAGACCUUCCCCACGCAGGCCAAACUCAGCGCCCACCAGCGCAGCCACUUCGAGCCUGAGAGACCCUACCAGUGCGCAUUUUCGGGCUGCAAGAAGACGUUUAUCACAGUGAGUGCCCUGUUUUCCCAUAACCGCGCCCACUUCAGGGAACAGGAACUCUUUUCCUGCUCCUUUCCUGGCUGCAGCAAACAGUACGACAAGGCUUGUAGGUUGAAAAUUCACCUUCGGAGCCACACUGGUGAGAGACCUUUCCUUUGUGACUUUGAGGGCUGUGGCUGGAACUUCACCAGCAUGUCCAAACUCCUUAGGCACAAAAGGAAGCACGACGAUGACCGGAGGUUCAUGUGUCCUGUAGAAGGCUGUGGGAAAUCUUUCACGAGGGCCGAACAUCUGAAAGGCCACAGCAUAACCCACCUGGGCACAAAGCCUUUUGUGUGCCCCGUGGAAGGCUGCUGUGCCAGGUUCUCUGCUCGCAGUAGUCUCUACAUUCACUCCAAGAAACACUUGCAGGAUGUGGACACUGGGAAAAGCCGAUGCCCAGUCUCCACUUGUAAUAAACUCUUCACAUCCAAGCACAGCAUGAAGACCCACAUGGCCAAAAGGCACAACCUGCGCCAGGAUCUCUUAGCUCAGCUAGGAGCUGCAAAUUCUCUUACGCCCAGCAGUGAACUUACCAGCCAAGGGCAGAAUGACCUCGGUGAUGCAGAGCUUGUGUCUCUCUUCUCUGAUGUGCCCAGUAAUAGUUCUGCUGCAGUAUUGGACACCGCAUUGGUGAACUCUGGGAUCUUGACUAUUGAUGUGGCUUCUGUGAACUCAACUCUGGCAGGGAACCUCCCUGUUAAUAAUAAUAAUAAUUCCUUAGGGCAGGCGGUGGACCCUCAGGCCUUGAUGGCCACCAGUGACCUUCCUCAAAGUCUGGACACCUCACUCUUCUUUGGAACGACAGCCGCUGGUUUUCAGCACAGUCCCUUAGAUACGGAUGAUGUCUCAAGUCUAAGUGUGGGGCCUUCAGGAUCUCUGAGCUCUUUGACUAUGAAAACCUCGAGUCAAGAGCCCCAAGCUUUGACCCCCAGCAGUAAGCUAACAGUAGACACAGAUGCUCUGACUCCUUCGAGCACCCUUUGUGAAAACAGUGUCUCAGAACUACUGCCGCCAACCAAAACGGAAUGGAACGUACAUCCUGAUUCUGACUUCUUUGGACAGGAGGAAGAAACCCAGUUUGCAUUCUCCAAUCCAGCAGGAAACCAUGGGUCUCAGAAAGAAACAGAUCUUAUCACAGUGACUGGCAGCUCAUUUUUGGUACCAAUAAAACAGCUGUUCAUAAUGAGAACUCUCUAAAAAUUUACCAGUUUAGAAGUUUCUCCAAUUUAAAGGAUCCAUCAUCUGACCACUGACAACUCAGACCAAUAAUACUCAAGAGGCAUCCCCACAAGACAGCGCAAAGGAUAUAGCCUUCACAAGAUCUAGAAAGUUUACUCCCCAAAAGAGUCUAAGAAAGUAAAGGGCCUCAUUGUACAGGCAGAUACACGAAGGUUAAGAUGGCAAAGGACCCUGAGAGUUGGCACAGACAAGAAAAAGACUGCUCAGAAUCCCAGUCUAUUUGACUGGCUGCCAAAUACACAGGAUAUGUACCUUCUGGAUGGCAGAGGCCAAGCUCUCAAACAAAAGGGAAAAAAUGCCUAAGAAGAUCAGUUAGAACAUCUACAUGUCAAUGACACAGGGAGAGAAAUGCAAAUUCCCCCUAGAAGGGCUUUUGUUCCUUUAGGGUCAGAAUUCUGAAGACAUUUUAUCAAGCUGGAUUUUUCUAGCUGCUCAUGCAAAAAACGAAGUAAUUUUUGUAUGUCAAAAGAACUCCAAUUAGGCUAUUUUAAGUGAGAUUUCCUUUAAUUAUCAAUUAAGCAAGUACAUAUAAGUAUACAUUCUUUAUGCACAUAAUAAAAUCUUCCGAGUGCCUCUCAACUGAGGAUAACCGACUCCGUGUCUUUCAACUGAGCAAAAUCUUCCCAGCAUCUUUCAACCGAGGGAACUCAUUCAGUGGUACUCAGGUACCUCUUCUUGAAACUAACUUUCAAGGAACACCUACUCCUCCAGUGAGGAGUUUAACACCACUGAAUAAAACUUAGGAUCAACAGCCAAUAAUGGGAGAUCCAAGAUCAAGGAGAGACUCAGCCAAAUUCAUUUGGACUCUCCAAGGAGGUGACCAGGCACAAGGGGCCCUCUCCUGGUACCAAAGCUCUGAUUCUUCAUGGAGUUCAGGUGAAGGAGAGAAGUAUGCUCUGGAUCCCUUUGUGGUCACCAAAACUGCUGACUGAAUAAAAGCACUACCUAAAAGUUGA